UUAAGAUGAAGCUAAACUUAGAAGUAGCUAAAAUUAUCACUGCCAUGGAUUCUUUAAUGGCUUCUCCUCUACCCCUUGGUAUUCUUGUUCUACGUUGUUUCAUGUUACUGUUAAUGGUUUCUUGCAAAGCGAAGGGUUUGGUGGAACUUCCACCAAAUGUUACGGUUCCAGCAGUGUUGGUGUUCGGAGAUUCAAUAAUGGAUACGGGGAACAACAACAACAACAUGCAAACUCUUGCUAAGUGCAACUUCCCACCAUAUGGGAGAGAUUUCGAAGGAGGCAUCCCAACUGGUCGAUUUGGUAAUGGAAAGGUUCCAUCAGACCUUGUAGCUGAAGAAUUGGGCAUUAAGGAACUUCUGCCAGCAUAUUUGGAUCCAAAUCUUCAACCCAGCGAUCUCGUCACUGGUGUCUGCUUUGCAUCCGGUGGUUCAGGGUACGAUCCUCUCACAUCUAAACUAGCGUCAGCUAUAUCGUUGACCGGUCAAAUAGACAUGUUCAAAGAAUACAUAAGAAAACUAAAAGGACUCGUUGGAGAGGACAAAACAAACUUCAUCCUAGCCAAUGGUAUUGUUCUUGUUGUGGAAGGCAGCAACGACAUUUCCAACACAUACUUUUUGAGUCAUGCUAGAGAAGUAGAAUAUGAUAUUCCUGCUUACACUGACUUAAUGGUCAAGUCAGCUUCUAAUUUCUUAAAGGAAAUAUAUCAACUAGGUGGUCGGAGGAUAGGGGUAUUCAGUGCUCCACCAAUUGGGUGUGUGCCAUUUCAGAGAACACUGGUUGGAGGAAUAGUUAGAAAAUGUGCAGAAAAGUACAACGACGCGGCCAAGUUAUUCAACAGCAAACUCGCAAAGGAGUUGGCUUCCCUUAACCGGAACUUGCCUAAUGCCAGGAUGGUUUAUCUGGAUGUUUACAACCCCCUACUUGAUAUCAUUGUACAUUACCAAAAUUAUGGAUUUAAAGUGGGAGACAGAGGAUGCUGUGGUACGGGCAAAAUAGAAGCCGCAGUGUUAUGCAACCCUUUGCAUCCCACGUGUCCGGAUGUGGGAGACUACGUUUUUUGGGAUAGUUUUCAUCCUUCAGAAAAUGUUUACAGAAGGCUCGUAGCUCCUAUUCUUCGAAAAUAUUUGUCCCAAAGUUUUUCAAGUUCUUCUUUAAUACUUUUUUUUCUCGUUUUUACAUCAAUUUUUUUUAAAGUAUUUGUAGCUGUGGUGAAACUACCACCAAAUAUAACAUUUCCCGCAGUGAUAGCUUUUGGAGAUUCGAUCGUUGACCCGGGCAACAACAACAUGGUUAAAACACUUGUCAAGUGCGAUUUCCCUCCUUACGGUAAAGAUUUUGAGGGAGGGAUUCCAACCGGUCGAUUUUGCAACGGGAAAAUCCCAUCAGAUUUGCUAGCUGAAGAACUGGGUAUUAAGGAGCUUUUACCUGCUUAUUUGGAUCCAAAUCUCAAACCAAGUGACCUUGUUACGGGAGUCUGCUUUGCUUCUGGUGCUUCCGGAUACGAUCCUUUAACGCCAAAAAUAGCGUCGGUGAUAUCAAUGUCGGAACAACUAGACAUGUUCAAAGAAUACAUAGGGAAGCUUAAACACAUUGUUGGAGAGGACAGAACAAAUUUCAUCCUAGCCAACAGUUUUUUCCUUGUGGUAGCUGGAAGUGACGACAUUGCCAACACCUAUUUUAUCGCUCGCGUUCGACAAUUACAAUAUGAUAUUCCAGCUUAUACUGACCUUAUGCUCCACUCUGCUUCUAAUUUCGUUAAGGAAUUAUAUGGACUUGGAGCACGCAGAAUCGGAGUACUGAGUGCACCACCGAUUGGAUGCGUUCCAUCACAGAGAACUCUAGCUGGAGGUUUACAAAGAGAUUGCGCAGAAGAAUACAAUUACGCAGCCAAGUUGUUUAACUCCAAAUUAUCAAGGGAACUGGAUUCUCUUAAGCAUAACUUGCGCAAUAGUAGGAUCGUUUACAUUGAUGUUUACAACCCUCUAAUGGAUAUCAUUGUGAACUACCAACGUUAUGGGUAUAAAGUUGUGGAUAGAGGAUGCUGUGGCACAGGGAAAUUGGAGGUGGCAGUGUUAUGCAACCCUUUGGGUGCCACUUGUCCCGAUGCUUCGCAAUAUGUUUUUUGGGACAGUUAUCAUCCCACCGAAGGAGUAUACAGACAGCUCAUAGUCCAAGUCCUUCAAAAAUAUUUGACUCGAUUCUACUGAGUUUCAUCAUGGCAUGGCGUUAAUAAAUUAAUUACAACACAUAUCAUAUCGAAGAAGAUGAAUAUGCAUGUUAGUGAGUGUGUAUAUAUAACGUAACGGGUCUACUUUCCGUAGAUUCGUAUUUUUUCUUCUUCCUUAUUUCUAUUUGUUUUAAAUUUAAAAAUAUGAGUACUGCAAAUGAUUGAUCAUAUUAUAUUCAUUUUAUUUUUAAUUCAAAUUUGUAUUUCUUUUAU
Glycine soja is the source of this 2440-nucleotide messenger RNA. RefSeq lists its product as uncharacterized. Gene Ontology annotation, cellular component: extracellular region. Gene Ontology annotation, biological process: lipid metabolic process. The transcript has 12 exons. The record is from RefSeq and is a predicted model, not a curated record. Gene Ontology annotation, molecular function: lipase activity. Lineage: Eukaryota; Viridiplantae; Streptophyta; Magnoliopsida; Fabales; Fabaceae. The coding region runs from base 6 to 2207 and encodes 733 amino acids.